CUCGAAAGCAGUGUUGACAGUCGGGUACUGGGUGGCUGCUGGGAAAAGAUGGCAGCUUCCUUUUGUUUGUGCAGAUUAACUGCUGUGUGAAAAAGCUAACUGCGAACUUCUGUCCGGGGGGAAAAAAAUCAGUUUUCUGCGUUUUCACUGCCCGCAGUUAAAAAGGCAUCACUGGGAGAACAUGGAGAAAAGCGGCAGCGUCGACAGUUUGGGCUCCAAACGGUCGACCUCACGACAGCCCAGUGUUGAUUCAUUAUCCAGCAGUACGUCCACCUCCCGCUCCGACCGCUCGGCUCAGGCCAAGCCUCCCUCUGCCAUGUCCUCUGAUUCUGCAGAGUUUUCUCCGGAGCUCAGGGUCAAACCCAAGACGUCUGCCAAGCAGGUGAAGGAUUCAGACAAAGAGGAACCGCAGCUGCUUCCAAAUGAAACGCUCCAGGACAUGGCACAAGACAUCACCUACUUCUGUCCUUUCACUGGAGCGCUGAGGGGAACGGUGAUCGUGUCGAACUACAGGCUGUUCUUCAGAUGCACGGACAGGGACCCAGCCUUUGUGCUCGAUCUUCCUCUCGGAGUCAUAAGUCGUGUGGAGAAGAUUGGAAAUGCUUCGAGCCGUGGUGACGUGUCCUACGGCCUGGUCUGCAAGGAUAUGCGCAAUCUCCGCUUCGCACACAAACAGUUAGAGGACACGCUGAAGAAGUCCAUUUUUGAAGUGUUGAUCAAGUUUGCGUUUCCUGUUUCUAACGGACUGCAAAUCUUUGCGUUUGAAUACGGACAAGUUUUUCCUGAAAAUGGCUGGAAGGUGUACGACGCCGUCGCCGAGUACAAACGACAGGGAAUUCCCAAUGAAAGCUGGAGGAUUACAAAGAUCAACGAUCACUACGAGCUGUGUGACACCUACCCGUCCACGCUGGCGGUGCCUGUCAACAUACCGGACGAAGAGCUGAGGAGAGUCGCCGCCUUCAGAGCGAAGGGCAGGUUACCUGUUCUGUCGUGGAUCCAUCCUGAGAGCCAGGCCACGGUGACGCGCUGCAGCCAGCCGAUGGUCGGGGUCAACGGGAAACGCAGCAAAGAGGACGAGAAGUACCUUCAGGCCAUCAUGGACGCCAACGCUCAGUCCCAUAAACUCUUCAUUUGUGACGCCAGACCCAGUGUCAACGCUGCCGCCAACAAAAUGAAAGGCGGCGGAUACGAGAGUGAGGAUUCGUAUCAAAACGCUGAGCUGUUUUUCCUGGACAUCCACAACAUCCACGUGAUGAGGGAGUCGCUGCGCAAGCUGAAGGACGUGGUCUAUCCCAACAUCGAGGACUCCAUUUGGCUGUCCAACCUGGAGUCCACUCAUUGGCUGGAGCACAUCAAGCUGAUCCUGGCCGGAGCGCUGAGGAUUGCAGACAAGGUGGAGUCUGGGAAAACGUCGGUGGUGGUCCACUGCAGCGACGGCUGGGACCGCACGGCCCAGCUCACCUCUCUGGCCAUGCUCAUGCUGGACAGUUACUACCGCACCAUUCGAGGCUUCGAGGUUCUCCUGGAGAAGGAGUGGCUGAGCUUCGGACACCGCUUCCAGCUGCGGAUAGGUCAUGGUGAUAAAAACCACACCGACGCAGACCGCUCGCCUGUUUUCAUCCAGUUCAUCGACUGCGUCUGGCAGCUGACACGUCAGUUUCCCGCAGCCUUUGAGUUUAAUGAGUACUUCCUGGUGACCAUCCUGGACCAUCUGUACAGCUGCCUGUUUGGGACGUUCCUGUGUAACAGUGAACAGCAGAGAAUGAAGGAAGAGAUUCCUAAGAGGACGGUGUCACUGUGGUCCUACGUCAACAGCCAGUUGGAGGAGUUCACCAAUCCUCUGUUUGUCAACUACACCAACCAUGUGCUGUUUCCUGUGGUCAGCUUACGCCACCUGGAGCUUUGGGUUGGCUACUACAUCCGUUGGAACCCUCGCAUGAGACCACAGGAACCUGUUCAUCAGCGUCACAAAGAGCUGCUGGCGAAGCGCGCCGAGCUCCAGAAGAGAGUAGAUGAGCUGCAGCGGGAGGUGACCAAUCGCUCGGCUUCGUCUUCAUCCGAGAGGGCGGGCUCCCCCACUCGCUCCAUCACACCGGUGCAGACAUUUGUUUGACCCUCGUUACAGUUACGGGUGUAAUAAACAGACCCAAACACCAGGCGUCAGUGAGCAGGUUUCUGUUAUUUAGACGUCUGUCCUUCAGUGUCCAAGCGCUCGACCACAGCCAUGUCCAAUCAGAUGUUUUCAUUUACAGUUGACAGAUUUCACCCAGUGUCAGUGUUGACAGUACUGAUGUAUGUGUUAUAGGAUCAAACUCCUCGUUCCUCACUGCACUUUUUUUUUAUGUUAUUGUCAACUAAACUGAAGCGCGUGUGAAUUCUGCAAAUACUGAACGGAGGUCAAAACUGUAACAUUUACUAAAACCAGGUGUAGCUGAAGCUCGUCAACGUUGAGGCAAAACAACAACAAAAAAAAGGUCGGGUUGUUUUCACAACGUUGUGCUUUUAGACCAUGUGACCAAAUGUCUUUGUUGGUGAAAUAAUGUAUUAUAUGAUGCAUUCCUGUCUUUGAGGUUUUUUUUAUGUUUCAAUUUGCAAAAUUCUCAGCUUUAUUUAUUAUACUUCAGUUCAAGCUAUUUAUGGCUCACAAACACUUGCCAAAAGUCAACCUCCCCUCCUGCGCCCCCCCCUCCAAUGUCAAUAGACUGAACGUAAUAUGCAAAAGAAAAUGGCCGCCUCAUAUUUGCUAACAUUUACUCAAACAUUUACUCUCUUGCUGAUGUUUUUAACCUUCCUCGUCAACGUUAAGAUGAUGAUAUAAUGUGUUAUGUUAAAUUUUUAUCUCAACGAAUCCUAAUGACUGUACGUGCCUUGCUCUGAAUGAUAAAGAGUAACACCAAAAGAUAAUAGUCAUUAAGGCUUUUAAUUGCCAAGGUUUAUCAUUAAAUACACUGUGUAUGUACAUAUUUUCAAUAAACAUGUAACUAAGCUUCAUGAAA
This is a messenger RNA of Cynoglossus semilaevis (tongue sole), 2996 nucleotides long. RefSeq names its product myotubularin related protein 2 (gene mtmr2). Gene Ontology annotation, cellular component: membrane; cytoplasm. The record is from RefSeq and is a predicted model, not a curated record. Gene Ontology annotation, biological process: phosphatidylinositol dephosphorylation. Bases 182 to 2113 code for a protein of 643 amino acids. The transcript has 16 exons. Lineage: Eukaryota; Metazoa; Chordata; Actinopteri; Pleuronectiformes; Cynoglossidae. Gene Ontology annotation, molecular function: phosphatidylinositol-3-phosphate phosphatase activity; phosphatidylinositol-3,5-bisphosphate 3-phosphatase activity.